Molecule: messenger RNA, 1599 nt
Organism: Lottia gigantea (owl limpet)
Lineage: Eukaryota; Metazoa; Mollusca; Gastropoda; Lottiidae
Exons: 6
Coding region: 1-1599 (532 amino acids)
Source: RefSeq, a predicted model, not a curated record
AUGGCUUUUUUGAAAAAUGGAAUAUGGAUUAGAAAUAUUGGACUAUGUUUAAUUUUGGUAUUUCUGUGGAUUCAAGAUACCAAAGAGGAUGUCACUUUUACACAAACAGUUGAUAUGGCAGGUAGAGGUUGUGAUGAACAAACAGCUACUCAGAUCACAGAUUCUGAUGUCGUUCAGGUGUACGCCCGUCCACCACAACUACCAUCAGGGGAGGGAACUAGAGAUUCAUGUACUGUGGAAUUGGUGACCAAUAACAAUAGACGUAUUAGAAUCUAUAUUCUAGAUAUUGUUAUUUAUGACUGUGGAACUUUUAUUAAAAUUUUCGAUACAGAACAACAGAUGGUGAAGCCAAGGUGGACAUUAGAUUGUAACACCAAAUCAGGACAGAAGUUUAUCUCAGCCUACAGUCGGGUUCUGAUCAAACUGGAGAAACUGUCAGCUCAAUCUAUAAAUUUUAAAUACAGUUUCGCCUUGACAACAUCACAAGGUCCAGAUGUAGAAUUUGAACAAGCAGAGUCUAACUUCCGUCAGGAAAUCUUGACAGAUGGAGCAAUUGCUGGUAUUGGGGUUGCUGCUGCUGUGGUCCUUCUGGCUAUUAUCCUCAUCAUCAUAUUUCUGGUUGUUAGACUAAAGAAGAUUAGACGAGAGGACGAUGAGAUAGCAAUGUCCUCCAAAGGUGGCUCUACCAAUGGCCGUUCUCGAACCACAUUCCAGUCCCGCCAUUACUCUCACAGUCAAGAUAUGAGCAGUAUUGACAGUCGAGAUGCUCCCUACACCAACGGCUUCUCCAAUGGGGCUUACAAAGAUGAGAGUCCAAAUAAAGAAGUUAAAUCCAUUUUAAAAACUGAGAAAAUUGAAGAGAGGAAGGUCAACAAGUCGCCUUUUAUCAUCAGACAAUCCCAUAGAGAAAGCAACAGAAGUCUGGACAAGCCCUGUCUAGAUGAUACUGACGUCUCCGAGGGAGAUUACUAUUCUGAUUCCAGCAAAAUAAAAAGAGACGCGGAAAGAAAAAAGAGGAGGAGCAGCCGACAGAGGUCCAAGAGCUCUGGACAUUCUGACAAUGAAAGAAAUGACACCAAGGAUCGAGAGAGGGCAAGAUCUAGGACAAGGUCUGAAAAAAGUCGUUUGCAAAGUGAAACUGACAAAGACAUGAGAUCUCGUUCUGAAGACCCCUUGCUUACUCUAAAGAGGGAAAAGGAACGUCAUCAGGUCGGGAAAAGAGUCGAGAAAGCAAUAAGCACAGGACUCGGUCCGUCAGUGAGCGUCGUAUUGACAAGCAGCGAGAAAGGGAAAGAUCUCGCUCCCCAAGCAGUCGCCAUGGCUCUACAUCUGCUAUUGGACGCUCUAGUUCCAGACCCCGAACAGCUAGUUCGUCAAGUAGCAGACACCAAUCCCAGUCACAACCGGAUAAAUAUUCCUCCAAUAGCCGUCACAAAACACCCUCUACCGGUGGACGAUCAGACGUAUCUGAUGGUUUUAGGCGGGAAAGGAAAGGUUCCGAGCGAUCUGGUUUUAACCGUUCAAGGACGCCCUCUGUUGGAAGUCGGACGGAUAGAAAUAGAUCGUCAUUGCGGCGACCUCGGAGGCAGUAAAUCUUAA